Molecule: messenger RNA, 1328 nt
Organism: Cuscuta campestris
Lineage: Eukaryota; Viridiplantae; Streptophyta; Magnoliopsida; Solanales; Convolvulaceae
Source: the annotation of a GenBank genome assembly
ACUGAAAGCAAAGGCAGCUACGAUACGAUACACCUGCACCCUUCCUAGCUCCCUAGUCGAAUGUGGAGCUCGUCGCCUCUAUCAUUCAUCUCCGGCCUCAGCAGAUGAGCUCAUUUCUCGACAAGUUUCAGAGAUUGGCUUGGUAGAAGUAUAACUCUAUCUGUAUAUGAAUUGAUGUGGAGUAUUUCUUCAACAUUCUUCCCGUAAUGCAUAUCUGAUUUUGUUGGAGGAUUUACUUUAACAUCUCCGCUUGAAGACGAUCUCGAUCCAGCUGCUGAAAUCCAUGGGGCACGACGGUGAGAACAAUGGUAUAGAUCGAAUGGAUCAGGGACAGCCUGUCAUCGAUGUAGCCCCUCUCCGUUCUGUGCCGUACACUGGUCCUCUUCCAACAUCCAUCCAUGAUUCUCCUGUGUUGGGAUCUAAUGCAUCUCCAUUCACGACUGAUAAUGCCGAAUCCUCAGCAAAUGGCAGCACUCAGCCGGCAAUGAUUUACUUUAAUAGUUUUGCAACUCCAGAAGAGAAGACCAAUCUCUUUGAGGCCGCCAUGUCUCACACAAAAGCAGGAAGUUUGCUUACUGGAGCUGCUGUAAUGGGGAAAGUCGGACCUCCUAUAGGUGCCGUUGAUAUUUUGGAGACUGAUACCAAGUAUUUGUUUCGUGUCUCGCUCCCUGGCGUUGCAAAAGAUGCAGAAAACUUUCACUGUAACAUUGAACCUGAUGGGAGGGUAGAUAUAAGGGGUGUUACAUUGACUGGAGUGCGAGCCAUCUACAAACAUAACAUGGUGUUUAAGAUGAACGCUUCAAACCUAUGCCCACCUGGAAAGUUCACCAUUUCAUUUCAGCUUCCUGGGCCCACUGGAAAUCAAUUGACAACGUCAUUCGGAUCUGAUGGAAUUUUAGAAGCAACUGUGGAGAAAAAACAACAUAACAAUUCUUGAUUGAGGCAAACUUGUCCUUCGGAUUGAAAACCUUUUCCGUAGCUUCAGCAAUUAGGAAGUGAAGGUUUGGUGUUAGAUCUUGGAGAGAAAAGCUGUUUGUGUGCUGUCUUUCUUCCUAGUAUGAUUCUAUUGACCUUCCUUAACAUGUUUGUAACAAUAUGUUUGUAACGUUAAUGGCCGCGAUGCUGCUAGGUUAUUGAUUUGAAGGAUGUUAUUCACAUUGUUGUAGGAACCAAUGUAGAUUAUCGGGAACAUAUUAGUUCUUACGUUAACAAUUGAUUUUUGUUUAUGUUGUGAGAAUCAUCUCCAACACUUCUUCUAAGUGCUACCUCUCUUUCGUGUUCUUUUUAGUUUAUUAUUGAGGCUCUUGAGGUUACAAAGUACUCAUCUU